AUGUCUCAGAUUAUUGCACCCUUAGACGAACUCAGGAAGAAAGGAGUCAAAUGGAAAUGGGGCAAAGAACAACAGAAAUCUUGGGAGAAACUGAGAAACAUGUUAAGUUCGGAGACAGUUCUGACUUUGUACAAUCCUAAUCUACCGCUAAAGCUAGAUACAGACGCAUCAUCACAUGGAUUAGGCGCUAUUUUGUCGCAUGUAAUGCCUGACGGAACUGAAAGACCUGUUGAGUACAUCUCACGCACCUUGACAUCUGCAGAAAAGAACUACUCACAGAUCGACAAGGAAGCUACAGCAAUUGUCUGGGGAGUCAAGCGUUUUCACCUCUACCUGUACGGGAGGAAGUUUAAGGUAGUCACUGAUAACCAACCGCUAGUCCACAUAUUCAAUAAGAACAAACAGUUAUCGGUCAUGACAGCAGCAAGACUAACCAGAUGGUCGAUAUUCCUUAUGGAUUACGAUUACGAAAUAGCAUAUCGUUCGACCAAAGCCCAUGGUAAUGCAGACAUGCUAUCAAGAUUACCAGUUCCACACACUAAACAGGACGAAGAAGAAGCUAAGGAAGAGCUAGUCUUCAGUGUGGACAUUGAAGAUACCUGUUUAACUGCUAAGAAGAUCGAGAGUUACACCAAGAAAGACCCGAUUUUGUCAAAAGUGUUACACUACAUCAUGAAUGGAUGGCCGGACAAAGGCAUACAAUUCAGUGAAGAGAUGACAGCUUACUGGAACAGAAGAAGUGAAUUAUCUAUGGAGCUAGGAUGUAUAACGUGGGGUUGCAGAGUCAUUAUUCCCAGCAAACUACGAUCGACAGUGUUGGAGAUGCUACAUGUCACACACCUUGGGAUGAGUGGAAUGAAGACUCUGACUCGUUCUUACGUGUACUGGCCACGGAUUAACUCAGAGAUUGAACAGUUAGCCAGCACAUGUAAAAGUUGUGGUAAACAUGGGGAGAGUUUACCAAGUCUCACUGAACAUCCGUGGACCAAACCCACUAUGCCUUGGCAGCGCGUACACAUUGACUACGCAGGCCCAUUCUUCAACAAAAUGUGGUUAGUUGUCUAUGAUGCUUACACAAGAUGGCCAGAAGUGAUAAAGAUGAACAAAGACACCACUUCAGCAGCUACUAUCAGAGCACUACGAGAGAUAUUUAGUAGAAACGGACUGCCAUUCGUCAUAGUAAGCGACAAUGGAACCAACGAUGUUUAA
Molecule: messenger RNA, 1209 nt
Organism: Bolinopsis microptera
Lineage: Eukaryota; Metazoa; Ctenophora; Tentaculata; Lobata; Bolinopsidae
Exons: 1
Coding region: 1-1209 (402 amino acids)
Biological process (GO): DNA integration
Molecular function (GO): nucleic acid binding
Source: RefSeq, a predicted model, not a curated record